GAUAUGGGCAACAAUGAUCGUGUUGUUAUUCAGGAUUUAUUGAAAGAUGUUGCCAGUACCGAACAAGUUGAUUUUGCCAACCAACUGCGAGCCAAACAUAGAUUUAAGAUUGUUAUAAUCAAUGAAGCCGA
Candida albicans SC5314 is the source of this 131-nucleotide messenger RNA. It is a transcript of the gene RFC52, whose product is annotated as Rfc52p. The record is from RefSeq and is a predicted model, not a curated record. NCBI's taxonomy places the organism in Eukaryota, Fungi, Ascomycota, Pichiomycetes, Serinales, Debaryomycetaceae. The annotation marks the transcript as partial. The transcript has a single exon.